GCGGUCGAGUUUUCCCAUAGAGACAGAAUCGUUGCUCAUAGGCGUGUCGCGCGCGUAACGCACGCCGGCGACCGAUCUGCGUCGCGCGGCCUUGCCAGCAUCGUCCGACGAACAACACCCGAGUUUAAACAAAUAGAGUCACCUGGAACAACUGGAGGGGUGCCACGCGGCUCUAUAUAGGGACUAUUCGUGCCGUGCACGGCGAGCAGACGAACGCGACGACGGCGAACACGUUUUCGAGGAAAGCCUUUCGACGCUGCCCGGCCUGGAAAAUGCAAUCAUUUCUGCUGAUAUUCUCUUCCGCCUGCCUAUUCGCACUCAGCAGCGGUGCCAUAACAGCGACCGAGUCGAAGCUCGUUACCAAACUAGCGCCCGUAAACAGCGCACCCUACGAAGACACUACCAAAGAUCUGACAGCGGCCGCCAGCGACCGAACUUCCUUGAUUCCAGCGUUCCACAUUGGUAAGGAUUAUGGGCAGCCCAGUUAUGGCUCAAGCGUGCCGUACGGGUCCUAUUACAGCUCGAUUUAUAGUCCCAGCGUUGGAUACCGCGGCGCCGGAUUGAAUCCGGGAUACUUGAACGUGGGAUACAACAGGGGAUACGGGCCGAACGGAGUCACCGGCGGCGGUCAUCUCGGAUACGGUUACUACGGGAACCUUGGAUAUAAUCCCGGUUACGGGAGCAGCGGCUACAUCGGCAAUAGUGGAUACGGCGGUUACGGAAGUGGAUUGGGCUACGGAAGUGGUUACGGUUCGUACAACACCGGAAAUUAUGGUUUAGGCUACGAUGACGGAUAUAAUGGAUACGGACGCGGCGGUUACGGACGCUAUGGUGGCUACGACGGUUACGGGUAUGGAUCAGGUUACGCCGGCUACGGCGGGUCGAAUUACGGUUCGGCGUACGCCGCGAGGAGCAACUACGAGCCCUACAGCUACCAAGGCUACGGGAGUUACGGCUCGCCGUCGGGAUACAGGGGUUACUCUUAGCUCGCUCACGAGUUUCGGGCAUCGAUCGCGCGCACCGCCGCGCUGCGCCGAAAUGCUGCGACGCCGUUCCUGCGAAUCGAUCGAACAAUUGGACCGCGGAUUUUCUGCACUAGGACGAAAAAUUGGCCGUUCUUCUGCAAACAAUUUAAGAGCGGACGGACAACGUUGUAUCGUUUUUAAGGCAUUAACGUUACCGAUAAUGAUAAAAAAUAAAAUAUAAAAAUAAAACAAAAUAAAAUAA
Molecule: messenger RNA, 1227 nt
Organism: Megalopta genalis
Lineage: Eukaryota; Metazoa; Arthropoda; Insecta; Hymenoptera; Halictidae
Source: RefSeq, a predicted model, not a curated record